AUGGAUGUGAGGCACGUUGAAGGUUGCGAGUAUUAUGAAAGAGAAAGCGACAAGGGAUGCAAGGAGGAAAUUCAAAAAGUGAUGGAUAAGUUAAUAUAUGAACGGAAGAAAAAUUUCCAAGGACAAGAUAAGUAUUGUCAAAAUUCAUCGGUUAGCAUUUGUCCAAAUGUGUAUUGCAACAUUUACACAGAUUUAUACAACUGGUUUGGUUUUAAAAAUUGUAAAAAAAUAGAUACAGAAUCAUUGAACACUUGUUUUACUGAUAUAACGAAUGGAGGAGUGGGGUAUUAUGAAAAACUUAUUGUUUUAGGAGGGAGGAUAUUAGAAUUAUAUAGUGAAUUACAUUUUUAUAAUAAAUACAAUUAUGAAAAGGAUGAAGAAAUUGUCCAAGAUUUAAAAAAUCUGAAAUCAAUUAAGGAAGUUGUAUUUCAUUAUUUAUAUGUUCAAAAGAGAAAAAAUCGUGUAAUAUAUAAAAAUAGUGUAUACUUAUUUGGUUACUCGUAUUUAUAUACUCCUUUAUUUUUUAAUAAUAAAAAUGCUAUAAUAAAAUAUGUCAAGGCUUGUAUAGCAUAUGCAGUUAAAUUUAGUGGUUCCAAUAUUUUUGCUUGGAUGCCAACCCUAAUUGAGCAUAUAUAUCACUCUCAAAAGUUAAAGGUCUCAGACACAGAACAGGAGAAUGAGCUCAUACAAGAUUUGCAGGAGUAUUUGGGUUAUGAGUUUGAUUAUAUCUUACCUAGAAUAGCAGAAUGUUUCGGUUACCACAAUUUGUACAUAACAACUUCUCAACUUACCGGGGUUCAGAUAAUUCGAAUUUUUGCAAAUGAGUACUUUUCCCUCAUGGCAGAUGAUGUGAACAUAGGGGGGAAGGAAAAAGCCACUUGGGUAAGAGAAGAAACAGAGGCCUUUUUAAAAUCAAAUUGUUUAGAGAUAUUUAGCGGAUGUAUGUUAUCACUGAGCAAAUAUUUGAAUGAGAAAAAUGUAAAGAUAGGUAAAAUAAGAAAUAUAUUUGAAAUGAUAUUAUCAUCUUGUUGGGUAUUAGGAAAGGAGAAAAAAAAUAAAGUGUGGGUAUGCGCAUUAAUACAAAGAUUAAGACAAAUUCAAUUACUAACUCAAAUUACUACCAUUGAAAAAUGGUCUCAUAAUAUAAAAAAAUAUAAUGAUAUGAACAUUCAUAAUUUUGUAAAAGACAUAUACAAUUUUAAUGACAUAAAUGGUAGUAUCCUAUCACCAUUUCAGUUACAAAAUGUAAAUAUAUAUCUCCCUCCAAAAGAAACGCCUUUGCAGAAAAUUCCUUAUUAUACCACAUUAGCAGAUAAAUAUAAAGAUAGGUUCCCCCAUUGUGAAAAUGUGAAAAAUGACUCAAGAACACCUUGGGCAGAAAAAAAAAUAAAAAAUAAAUAUAGCUCUCCAAUUUACGAUGUUUUAAACAACAUCACAAGUACUAUAUAUAAGGGAUUUAGACCUAGACGUCCAAUGAAUAAGGGAUCCUCUGCCUCCAAUCGCUUAGUCUACAUGAACAGAGAUGAUUCCCUUGCAGAAAUGAACUACCACAACCUUAAGGCCAGCGUUUCAUCAGAUGAAUCCACGAGAUAUGACACCACCCAUGAUCUGGACGUUGCAGAUGAAGAUGAAGAAGAUGAAGAAGCGGGUGUGGAUGAAAAUGAAGGGGUCUUUGAGGAAGACGACGAGGAGAUGAUGAUGAUGAGGAUGAAGAAGAAGUUUAGAACUCAUAAAAGAGAUCAAGUAAGAACUGAAAAAAACGGGAAGAGUGGAAUUCCCGUAAAAAUAAAAUACAUUAAAGAUACAACAGAUGAUCAAAACUCAAAAUAUGUCAUAGAAAUACCUAAACGGGACUUGGCCAGAGGAGGAGAUAAAAAUCAUAUAAGAGCUGUUCUCUGGGGAAACAGUAAAAAGGGUCUAGAAAUAAAACUUCCAUCCGAGAGUGACAUAAUGCCUCAAAUGAAAAUUAAAUGA
Molecule: messenger RNA, 1974 nt
Organism: Plasmodium gonderi
Lineage: Eukaryota; Apicomplexa; Aconoidasida; Haemosporida; Plasmodiidae
Exons: 4
Coding region: 1-1974 (657 amino acids)
Source: RefSeq, a predicted model, not a curated record